Molecule: messenger RNA, 1162 nt
Organism: Culex quinquefasciatus (southern house mosquito)
Lineage: Eukaryota; Metazoa; Arthropoda; Insecta; Diptera; Culicidae
Gene: Cdk1
Product: cyclin-dependent kinase 1
Exons: 2
Coding region: 15-911 (298 amino acids)
Biological process (GO): G2/M transition of mitotic cell cycle; mitotic G2 DNA damage checkpoint signaling; protein phosphorylation
Cellular component (GO): nucleus
Molecular function (GO): RNA polymerase II CTD heptapeptide repeat kinase activity; cyclin-dependent protein serine/threonine kinase activity; ATP binding
Source: RefSeq, a predicted model, not a curated record
AAAAAGACACAAAAAUGGAGGAUUUCCAGAAAAUUGAAAAGAUUGGCGAGGGAACGUACGGAGUGGUGUACAAGGGCCGCAACAAAGUCACCGGCCAGAUUGUGGCCAUGAAGAAGAUCCGGCUCGAGUCGGACGACGAGGGGAUUCCGUCAACUGCCAUCAGAGAAAUUUCUCUGCUGAAGGAGCUGAAGCACCCAAACAUCGUGUCCCUCGAGGAUGUCCUGAUGGAGGAGAACCGGCUCUACUUGAUUUUUGAGUUUCUGUCGAUGGACCUCAAGAAGUACAUGGACACACUUCCGGCGGAGAAGCUGAUGGACCCGGACCUGGUCAAGAGCUACAUGUACCAGAUUACGGCCGCGAUGUUGUUCUGCCACAAGCGCCGAGUUCUCCACCGUGAUUUGAAGCCCCAGAAUCUCCUCAUCAACAAGGACGGCAUCAUCAAGGUGGCAGAUUUUGGCCUCGGCCGAUCGUUCAACAUCCCCGUCCGGAACUACACCCACGAAAUCGUCACCCUUUGGUACCGCGCGCCGGAAGUCCUGCUCGGAUCGCCUCGUUACGCCUGCCCGGUUGACAUCUGGUCCAUCGGAUGCAUCUUUUCCGAAAUGGCCACCCGGAAACCGCUCUUCCAGGGCGACUCGGAAAUCGAUCAGCUCUUCCGGAUGUUCCGCAUCCUGAAGACCCCCACCGAGGAAAUCUGGCCCGGCGUAACAUCACUCCCGGACUACAAACCGACCUUCCCCUGCUGGACCCAGAACAACCUAAAAGAUCAGCUCAAAAACAUGGACUCGGCCGGACUCGACCUGCUGCAAAAGUGUCUCAUCUACGACCCGGUGCAUCGGAUCUCCGCCAAGAAGAUCCUCGAGCACAAGUACUUUGACGGGUUCGAUCGGCGGGUCGUGCCAACGGAUUAGAAGAAUCUUGCUUUUCCGCUCCCUUUCAGCUGCGUUGCUGCGUUCGCUUUGGCUGUAAAUAUCAGGCGACUUUUUCCACCUUCCACCGUCUCCCCUUUUUUUAAAUAUCGUAUUCAAUUAAACCUAAGAUUUUCUCUAGACUAAGGUAUUCCAAACCAGAACCGUCAUUCCGGCAAAACGAUUCAGCGUCAAACUGUGCGUAUUUUUUGUCUCUAGGUUGUAAUCAGAAAAUAAAAUACACGUAUGACUCG